AUUGCGACUUCUUUCAUCUCCGACCCCCCCCUUCUUUCCGCCUGAGUCUGUCAAGGACCUAGAAUGAUAUAGCUGUUCCGCCAAUGGCUCCCGCCCCGGAAGCCUAUUUUCCGUCCCUGGACAAGUGCUUCUCCGGGGACGUUCAGCUUUUAUCUUGGAAGGGAGCUUUUCUCUAUGCGUGUUCCCCAGAAGAUACCGUCGAUGACGCGGGCACGCUACACGCAUUUUUAUCGCGCCCAGAAAGCAUCCAGCUGCUUUCGAAUUGUUUGAGUCCAUUUUCCCCCCCAUCUGCAAAGUCUAAGACGGACUUCGAAUCGAAAACGGCGGCGAUCCAUGCAGAAACGUCUGCGCAAGCAUCAUACAACUUAAAGGAAAUAAAAGAGGACGCCCUAUGGCUCAGCCAGAAAGCCGGCAUCGACGAGAUCAGUGCACUUCGAAUAGCAGUUCUGGAAUGGCAGAACCGUCCGGCUACGCGAUUACUGUCGGGGUUUGCGGAGGAGGAAACCUCAAGCUUGCAAGGUGCGACGGGCGCUGAAAACUUUCGCGUGUCGCUGGCGGGGCCCAGUUUCGCCGAAAUUUUGAACCCAAAUGCUGGGUUCAAGGACGAUGCCUCUCUUUUCGAAUCCAUCGAAAACCGGCGCUUGCGGUUGCGCAAUAUUUACUUGCUGGAAAGGGGCCAUAUCGUCAAAACCGCCAGGAAACUCCUCGCCAUUCUUCUUGGCAGCAAAACCAAUGAAAGAACCAUCGAGCAAGGCCAGAAUGAGCGGAGUACCCAAUUAUGCGAACUCGCAGAAACCGUCUUCGAAAAACAACUUGCCGGAGAAGGGUGGUCCACGUUUGUCCAGGCAUGCAUCAAGGCCACUCGAGAUCGACUCACUGCUCUGGAGGGUGAUGGUGGUUGGCUGGGGCUUGCUGAAAGCAACGAGGCCACGGAAGAUAUGUGGAGGACAACCCUUGUUGAAGAAACGCUGCAUAUCCUGCAGAUUUUGUUUCUACAGCUCCAGGCAUCCACAGAAAUCCCUGCGGGGGAGCUUCAGUUGUCUUGGCUUGAACUAAUGAGGGAUUACAGCUUUUUGGAGCCUCUUCAAGUCCCUUGCAAAAAUCCUAUAGAGGUCUUGCUACCGCUCCAGGGCUUUGUAUGCCUGACGACACUCGCUUUUUUGAAACUGCCUCUCACUGUGCAAUCCAUCAUCAACAAAACUCCGGCCAACGAUCCUGCCCAGUCCCCCUAUUUCCUCUCCAGGGAAAAAAUCGGCAAAAUUAAUGAAAUUUUUGUUCACGAGGGUUUGGCGUCCCAGAUCGCUAACCCCGCGGCCUUCUCGUGGGGUUUAAUCCUGCAUACCAUGAGGGAACUCGCUCUUACUGAUAAAGAAACUCGAGAGCUGGAGCAAUUUCACACUGCAGUUGACUCUUUCCAGUCGAAUACACCCCAUGCCGGCGAUGGUGCUUCUGACACCUCUUUGUACGAGGAGUUGCUCGACUGUGUGCGGACACCCAGAUUCACAACUGAUGAAUCAAUUGAUCUUCUUACAUCCGAGACCGUGAAGAAUUCGGCGAUUGAUGCAAUUAUCUCGUUAGCGACAAGUCUUGGAUCUACAUCAGCUGUUGAUGAUGCAUUCACGAACCAGUGGACUCGAGCGGCACUCUUAGAUCUCAUUCGGAGUGUCAUGAUCUACAUGGAUUAUUCCCCUGAGGUCGUGGAGUCGGUGCUAGCAAUUCUUUCCGGGCCUUCCGCAGGAUCUUCCUGGCUUCCAAACACUCUUCCAGCUCAACCCAGUGACCCACGCUCCAUAUUCAGGAAGGACGAUGUUCUGAUGAAUAGCAUCUUUCGCGUAGCACGUUCGCGCUUUCCGUACGAAAUGGUCCCAUUCUUGAGAUUGUGCCGGGCUCUCAUUAGCAAAGACAUCGUCAACGAAGAGGGUCUCCCCGACCUCAUCAAUGAAUUGGAGAGCAUGGAAACAUUCACUCAAAUGGUCCCCGCCACUUUCCAAGGCUAUGAGACAAUCCGAGAAGACGAGAACGCAAACCUUGUUACACUUGUUCAGUCGCUCCCAAUGAUAAGCUUUGGUGCUCAACAUGAAAUCCCGGACCAUCACCCUAGCAAUGCUCUGAUUGUUACCGGCUCGUCUCAGGUCCCUGCUGCAACAAUUGGCCAGGUGGUAUCUGAAUCUAAGCCCGCGGUCGUUAUGUGGCAACACCAAUACUCUUGCCUAAGCUAUCUUGGAAGUUGGCUUGAGCAAUGGAAUGAAAGCGGAGGGUCUUUGAUCGAAGGGGGCGAAGACUCUAGCGCAGAGGCCAUAGGCUUGUUAGCAGAUCUUCUAGUGGCUACCAGGGAAACGCAAAGGGACAAUGAUUCUGGCGCCAAGAGAAUCCUGGAGCUUGCAAGUGAUGGAUUGGCCCGUCAAAGCGAUAUCAUCUCCGUUAUUUUUGAGAUAUUCGAACGCAACCUCUCCAGCAUGAGCACUAAGACAGGAUCGGACAGCGUUCUAGAAUCUACCAUCGCCUGUUUGCGUUUUAUUUGCGCUCUGAUUACAGUGUUACCCGGCAGAGUGUGGCCGUUACUUUGCCGAAGUGACUUGCUUGGUUCCGAUGGAAAGGGCGGCAUUAUGACCGUGAUCGUUUCAGGGUUGGAAGUGACUUCGGCUGAUUACCCUUUUCUUCUCGCCUGCAUCCGUCUAUUCGAGGCCGUCGUGGACGAUGCUGCCUCUCGUGCCAUACUAAGAAAAAGUCCGAACGUCAUGGGUGGCAAGAUAUUGGCUGUUUCUGACUGGACCUCCGGAGUUCCGUCUCAUAUGAUGAGAGGAGCCUUGCUCAAUUUCGUUCGGCCAAUGGUCGAGGUCUACAACAGCAGCAUCAAUUGGCGGUUCAAUAAGCCGGAGCAGAGAUUCGAGCUCAACGCCACCCUUGCCAAGACGUUCGAACGAAUCUUGUACUUCGUCUAUGGGGCCAACGACUCAGCUAAGCUUGAUGCCAAAGCAACUGGCAUAUUCUCUUCGUCGGCGACUUAUCUACUGGAUGUCCUCCGCCCUCGUUCCGCAGCCGACCUUCCAUUCAACCCUAUUCUUAGACUUAUCGUUGAUGGUCUCCAGACACCCCCCACCCUAUAUCUGCGAUAUUUAACCCUGGUCGAAGGCCAGGUAUUAUCAACAUUGGAGCUCUCAACCAGACUUUUGCAGGCAGCCCAGCUGGUCGAGAGUCCACCGUCAUUGUUAGAAGAACAACUGUUCAAGGCAACACCAGUUCUUGUCAAGUUAUAUGCGCUUCAUGAUGCCUACCGACUCCCUGUUAUCUCCCUGCUCGAUACCUUGGUAUCGGGAGCUGCUCUGGACCCGGCGAAUGAACCCCCUUCGUUGGUUGGUCAUCUAGGAGCCGAAUCUUCUUGCCUCUUCCUCGACGUCUUGUCUCAGUUCGACAAACCUCUAAGUGAUCGCGGGUUGCAACUGGCUGUGUGGCACAUGCUGUCAACUCUGGUCAGCAAGCGCCAGCAGUGGCUUGCUGUCUACAUUCUCACCGGCUCUUCCCCUCGUCAGACGUUGAAAAAGACAUUUGGUGGUCAAAAGGCCCCCGCAAUGAGAGGAGCCCCGUUCUUGAAGAUGGCUCUCGAUAUGUUUUCCAACAUCGAACAAUUAGAACCCCAAAUCUCACUCGCACUGCUGGAGUUUGUCUCCCAGGCGCAAGAAAAUUGGCCCUGGGCGACCUUUGAGUUAAAGAAGCAUUCGCAGUUCUUCAACAACAUUGUGCAUUAUGUCUCCAAGUUAAAAAUUUCUUCGUUACCCGUGGGAGAGCAAAUCUUUGCCACGCAGAUUGCGGCUGUUGUUGCCGAUCUUUUCGCCGUCUACCUCCAUUCCGCCAAAGAGAUGCGGGAUCGAACGUUUUACAAGACGCUAAUUCCAUUGGUGUCCUGGUAUGCAAAGGAUGCCGUCGAGGUUUCAAGAUACAAUGCAUCUCUGCACGCGAAUUUGAGGAGGAAUUUUGAGAUGCGAUACCCCGGGUGCAAACUUUCCGACUUCAAACGAACGCAACUACAGCCCCGCUCUUUAGGGAAAGAGUACUGCUACGACAUUCAUCUGGGCGAGAAGCUUCUUUCGUAUGAUUUUGCCUGGGCCGGAACACGAAACCAAGGGUUUGCUCAGGAAUUUGAGCGGGCUAAUCUCAAUCUGUCCCUCGUUGAGGCUCAAGUGCGUCUGCUUCAUAGCUGGAAGUUCUUUGCCACGGAGCACUGUGCGGAUUUCAUGAUUGAUCGUGAAAUUCAGAAAUCGAUGGCCCUGGUUGCUCGGAGUUGUCUAGAGGCCAACACCACCGCCCCCCAGGAAGCGAUCUUCGAGAGGGUUCAACAGACAAGGGUGGAUUUCGCUCAAGUACUAGUCCAGCGGCUUGUUGAGAGUGGCGCAAAGGGCUCCGAAGUGUUUAGCUUGCUCGCGGUCGUCUGGGAGGCACUGCGCAGUCGCCGUGCAACGUACGAGGAUGCGCUCAUCAACGACGACACCGAGUAUUACCGAUCGAUGCUCAACGUUCUAUUCCUGGCUCUUCAGUUCCAUCUUGACCUGCCUACUCGACCAGUUCCCGAAACCCUCAGCAAGAAGGCCGAGAUCUCGUCUGAUCUAGGACUGGUCGUUGAGGUCGUUAAGACCGUGGUGGCGCAAGGAUUCAAGUCCUUGACGACGUACUUGCAUGAGCAACCGGACAAGUGCACGCCUAAAGACUUUGCUAUUUUAACGGCCAUUCUGCAGAGUUGUCUGCAAGUGAAGAACGUCGAUCGCUUGUUUGAACACGUUGUCUAUCACAUCGCCGACAACGACAUAGCUCGCCAUGCGACAGCAUUGUUCUCGUGGGCCGAUCAGCUGGCGGUCGCCGGCGACCCUGUAUAUGGUGACCUUAGUAUUUCCUUCCUCGUCAAACUCUCCACCAUACCUAUGCUGGCGGAACACCUCGCCGUCGAGGCGAUCCUUGCCAGACUCUCCACAUGUCGGUUGACAAACCUCCUCCGACAACCCCAAGGUUUCGGACCUUUGGACCCCGUCCCUCGGAUCUAUUCAAUCUGGACCAACGGCAUUCUCCCGCUGUGCCUGAACCUCCUCUUCCAUGUCAUUCGCACUGCGCCAGAGGUUGCCGCGUUCCUUAAUCAAUUCGAGGGCCAGCUCACGCGAGCCUCCGAGUCCUUUUCUGCCGGGCGCAAAGCCAUCUCGACAUCUACCACUACGCGCAACAAGAUCAGUUCAAGCAUGGCGUCAGAGGCCUACUCGCUUGCGUUGAUCUCUUUCAUCCUCGGCCGAUUCCGGGAAGCAGGGCCCAGUGCGGGUGUGGACGCCGAUGCGAUCCAGGAUCUCCGGUGGGACAAAGCCCAGGUCAAGGAGGACAUCGAGGAGCUUCUGGAGCGCCGAUCGAGCCUCCGGGCCCGAAUCGUCGCCACCAGUGACAAGGAGGUGGAGCUGAUGCGACAGAAGCCGGCGGAUGCUGCUUCGAGCGCAGAGAACCGGCUGGAGGAGAAGAUCGUGAACGAAUUGAAGGCAGCGCUGGUGUGCCUUGGAGGGGAGGAAGCAUCAUAA
Molecule: messenger RNA, 5546 nt
Organism: Aspergillus steynii IBT 23096
Lineage: Eukaryota; Fungi; Ascomycota; Eurotiomycetes; Eurotiales; Aspergillaceae
Product: nucleoporin
Exons: 4
Coding region: 84-5546 (1820 amino acids)
Biological process (GO): protein import into nucleus; RNA export from nucleus
Cellular component (GO): nuclear pore inner ring
Molecular function (GO): structural constituent of nuclear pore
Source: RefSeq, a predicted model, not a curated record